UAAACAUGGUUUCCAUGGUAACCAACAACAGACCUCUGGAACUUUCCAGCUGCUCAGUUGUCUGAAGAAAGAAACCCACCCGUUUUGAUCAUUACAGCCAUGGCCUUACCGUUUCUACCCGGGAAUUCUCCUAAUAAACAGCUGGGGAAGGAGAGAUUUCACAAAUCCCAACAUUUUGACUAUUCCAAUGGAGUUCAUAUGUUGGUGGGAUCUGCGAAGCCAGGCAUCGGAGGAGAGCUGUUAGCUGACCAGAAGAUUAAACCAAAAUAUUCUGUUUACCCUCAAGGACAGGGCAGUCAUUUACCAUCAUGGGUAGCCUUUGACAAACAGGCCUUGUGUUUUGAAGCAUACUUUCAGGAGGCUGUGCUUCAGUCACGAGAUGAGACAUACAGAAUCAGGAAGUGUAAAAUCUUCUUCUACCUGGAAGAUGAUACCAUACAGGUGGUGGAACCAGAAUACAAGAACAGUCGCAUCCCUCAAGGAACACUUAUUUAUCGCCAGCGUAUCCCACUGCCACCACCGGAUGAUGACCAGUUCUACAACAUCUUCCAUUUUAACAUCAGCCAACAGAUGGUGCUGUACUCACGCACAUUCACUCUGACCAACUGUGACUCUUUUACAAGGAAUUUUCUCACAAAACUUGGGGUGCACCUAAAUGACAGUACCACUGUACCUGAUGACCCCUACAGCAACCUCCGGGAAGAGACUGAGAAAAGCAUGAAGCCACUUCGGCCAUAUGAGAGGCAUGACACACUUAAGCAAUUCCUGGACCAUGACCGCAAAGUCCUGCGCUUCUUUUGCCUCUGGAAUGACACAGGGAGCGUUUUUGGGGAUUCCCGGGACCUCAUACUGCACUACUUCCUGGCUGAUGACACCAUAGAGAUCCGGGAGGUCAUCUCACCAAACUCCGGGAGAGAUACCGUGGCCAAGUUUUUACACCGCAGCAAACUACCUAAGUGUCCAGCCCGAAUGAAGCAGCCUGGAGAGAUCACAGACCGCACGGUGCUCAAUGUGUUUGCCUCCCCAAGUCAGGGAAAACGCUUCAUACUGGACAGCCUCAAGACAGGCGCUGUCCAUGAGGACUUUUAUAAGGACUGUGAUCUGACUGUGGGUGGGGAGGUGAACGUGUGGGGCAGAAGAGUGAUCAUCACUGACUGUGAUGACUUCACCAAAGACUACUACCGCUCCAAAUAUGGCAUAGAGGACUUCACCCCAGUGCAGUACAAAGCUUCCACAGCCCCCCAAACCCUGAGGCCUGUGCCCCCCUACAAUGGCUUUGGCUCAGAGGAGGACUCACUAAGCUCCUGCAAGGGCCUUCUGCCCAAGCCUCCAAAGGCAGAUUUCCAAAAAUUCAUGGAGAAAGACAGAUGUGGCCUAGAUAGUAAUGUGCUGAAUUUCCGUGCCAAGAUGGUGACCACCGAUGCAGUUGACAGAGACAGGGUAUUCAUCAUCUCCUUCUAUCUCUGCGAUGACUCCAUCAGUGUGUUUGAACGUCCACAGAGGAAUUCAGGUGUGCUUGGUGGUAAGUUUCUGCAGCGUGGUCGUAUAAAGAAGCCAGGCCAGGAGCUGUUUAAGAGCGAGCUGUCUGAGUACUUCACAGCUCAGGAUCUAUACGUGGGAGUUACCCUCUGCCUCAACAAUAAGCAUUUCCAACUUCUGGAUGCUGAUGAAUACACAUUUAACUACAUGGAGCAACAUGCCGAGGAGUUCCCCAAAGCCAAUGUGGGCAACAUCCUCAGUAAACUACGUUCCACUCCAGAGGAGAAACAGAGUGAAAUCAGGAAGUUCCUGGCUCUCAGUGACCCCAGCAAUACUGGUUUCAUCCCGUAUGAAUCACUCAGGGGCCUGCUAAUGGGCCUGGACUGCGGUCUGUCUGUGCAUGAGGUGCUGGUUCUAUGCCGACGUUUCUCAGAGCGUGAGCAGCCUCAGGUGGACUUGGGUCUGAUGCUGGCUGUGGCCCAGGACUUCCUUAAAAAGAAGAACUUUGAAGAACUCCCCGACAUGGCCAGAGCCUUCACACACCAGGAUCGACACAAAACUGGUCGUCUUUCCACCAAAGAGACAAGGACUGUCUGUAAGGCCUUCCAGCUUCCUCUGCCUGACAACCUGCUGGGAGGUCUGCUCAGCAAAUUUGCAGAUGGGGAUGACAUUGACUACCAUGCAUUCCUGGCAGGCAUUAACUGGAUAGAGCACCCUGCUCCCUCAGUAGUGCCUGAAGACACCUUCAAGUUUGAAAUGGAUGCGAGGUUUGAUGCUGGUGGGGCUACAGUGAAAAACAUCAACUACUCUUCCCUCCUGGGUGACGUAUUCAGCCUUCAGUCAAUCAACGGUGACCCAACAACCGCCACAUCAGCAUAGACACAAAGUGGAAGGUGGAAUAAACAUAUGCACACACAACUUUAAUUAAAGAACAUGGUCCGUCAGCUAACCAACAUGUGUUUUCAUUGUGUCCCUCCAUAGAGAUGUGUAAAACUUAAAGGGAGGUGAGAUGUGUGUGCACAACUAGAAAGUUUGUUGUCUUGUAUAUGAAUGAUUUGGUAGUAAUGGCCUGUUAGCUAACAGUCAAGUUAACUGGAAAAUGUAUGCUUUUUGAUGUGCUUGUGUGUUUACCUGAGUUGGUAUAAAUCCCUCUGAGACAUGGCAAAAGACAUGAGGCGUUAAAGCAGAACCAUAUUUCAGCUCUGGGCAGCAUGUGUGCAACACAUUAUGAUGACAGGGUAUUACACUGCAUCCACCAGACCUGUUGAUAAGACGGGAAAUUGUCCUUAGAAUGAAUGUCUAUUGACUAUAAACUGGCUCCAUCUCAAUCCAGUUUAUUGUUUGUCACAUAUACCUAUAAAA
This is a messenger RNA of Larimichthys crocea (large yellow croaker), 2841 nucleotides long. It is a transcript of the gene efhc2, whose product is annotated as EF-hand domain (C-terminal) containing 2. Gene Ontology annotation, cellular component: microtubule. The coding region runs from base 100 to 2358 and encodes 752 amino acids. The transcript is spliced from 15 exons. Gene Ontology annotation, biological process: regulation of neuron projection development. The record is from RefSeq and is a predicted model, not a curated record. NCBI's taxonomy places the organism in Eukaryota, Metazoa, Chordata, Actinopteri, Sciaenidae.